CCCGGGGCUGCUGGCGGUCUCCUCGGGGCAGAGCGGAGGCCCAGGCCCGCUGGCACCUGCCGGCUCCUGUGGCGGGAGCAGCUGCCGCUGUCUGAUCUUGCCUUCGGCGGCGUCCCAGCAGCGCAGCUCGUCACGCUUCUGGGUGGCUCUGGAGGGAAAUGAGCGACACGGCUGUUGAAGAAAGAAACCAGACACAAUCAUGGCUGACAGCAGUACAUUGUUUUCUGAAACUGGAAGGAGCCUCUUGACUGAUUCUUCUGUUCUUGAUUCAAAAAUUAUAGAAGCCUCCAAAGAGAAUGUGGUUCCUGGAUCUGCUUUGGAUGUUGAAGCAGAAGAGAUGCCUCAAAUAGAAACAAGAGUGGUUUUGGUUCAGGAAGCAGGGAAACAUGAGGAGCUUCUGAAAGCCUUGGAGACCAUUAAGAUAAUGGAAGUACCAGUUAUAAAGAUAAAGGAAACUGGUCCUGAUAAAUCAGAAGAAAAGCUAAUAAAAAGUAUUAUUCUUAUGGAAAUUAAAGUGCCCUACAUAAAGACAGACACGAUAGAAGAGCUUGGCGAUUCUGAUUCCCCAGAAUUUGAGACCAUCUUUGUUGUGUCAGACUUCCAAGAUUCUAUCUUUAACAACCUCUGCAAAGCAGAUUGUCGUGUCAUUGGACCUCCAGUUGUGUUGCACUGUGCGCACAAAGGAAAGCCUUUACCUUUCUCCUGUCGUCCACUGUACUGUGCAAGUAUGUUGAACUUGGUACUGUGCUUUACAGGAUUCAGAAAGAAAGAUGAAUUAGUUAAGCUAGUGACCUUGGUUCAUCAUAUGGGUGGUAUUAUUCGAAGGGACUUUAGCUCCAAAGUUACACAUCUGGUGGCUAACUCAACACAUGGAGACAAAUUCAGAAUUGCUGUAAGUCUUGGUACUCCUAUUGUGAAAGCUGAGUGGAUUUACAAGGCUUGGGAGAAAAGGAAUGAAAGUGAUUUUUGUGCAGCUGAUGAUGACUUCAGAAAUCAGUUCAAGGUUCCUCCCUUCCAGGACUGCAUGUUAAGUUUCCUUGGGUUCUCUGAUGAUGAGAAAGCUAGCAUGGAAGAAAUGACAGAAAUGCAAGGAGGACAUUAUUUACCAGUUGGUGAUGAAAGGUGUACACACUUAGUGGUUGAAGAAAGUACAGUGAAAGAUCUUCCAUUUGAACCUUUAAAAAAACUUUAUGUUGUAAAGCAAGAGUGGUUCUGGGGAAGCAUUCAAAUGGAUGCCAGAGCUGGAGAGUCCAUGUAUUUAUUUGAGAAGUCAGAGAGUCCUGGCCUCAAGAAGUCUGUGUCGCUGCUUUCUCUGAGUACUCCAAACAGCAAUCGCAAGAGACGCCGUUUGAAAGAGACUCUUGCACAACUGACCAGAGAAACGGACCUGUCGCCGUUCCCUCCUCGAAAACGCCCGUCAGCUGAACACUCGCUUUCUAUUGGGUCCUUGCUGGAUAUUUCUAACACUCCAGAGUCGAGCACUGCCAGUGGAGAAACACCAAAAUCCUGUGCAAGGCCUUCCAAAAACUCAACUCCUCUUCCACUGAAGCAGUCUGCAAGAUGGCAGGUUGCAAAGGAAUUGUAUCAGACAGAAAGUAACUAUGUUGAUAUUCUAACAACAAUCAUUCAGUUAUUUCAAGUUCCAUUGGAGAAGGAAGGACAGCUUGGAGGACCAAUCCUUGCACAGGAAGAGAUUAAGACCAUAUUUGGCAGUAUUCCAGAUAUUCUUGAUGUGCAUACUAAAAUCAAGGAAGACCUUGAAGAUCUCAUGGUGAACUGGACUGAAAGCAAAAGUAUUGGUGAUAUCAUUCUUAAAUAUUCUAAAGACUUGUUGAAAACAUACCCUCCAUUUGUGAAUUUCUUCGAAAUGAGUAAGGAGACUAUUACUAGAUGUGAAAAACAGAAGCCAAGGUUUCAUGCCUUCUUAAAGAUAAACCAGGUUAAACCUGAAUGUGGUCGUCAAAGCCUAGCUGAACUCCUUAUCCGUCCUGUUCAAAGGCUGCCUAGUGUUGCUUUACUAUUAAAUGAUAUUAAGAAGCACACAACAGAAGACAACCCAGAUAAAGUAACUCUGGAGAGAGCUAUUGAAUCAUUAAAGGAAGUGAUGACACAUAUUAAUGAAGACAAAAGAAAAACUGAGGCACAAAGGCAGUUCUUUGACGUUGUCUAUGAAGUUGACGGAUGUCCAGCCAAUCUCUUGUCCUCUCACCGAAGCUUAGUUCAGCGUUUGGAAACCGUAGCACUUGGUGAUGACCUCUGUGACAGGGGAGAACAGGUCACACUUUUUCUGUUCAAUGAUUGCCUAGAGAUUGCAAGGAAACGGCAUAAAGUUAUCGGUGCUUUCAAGAGUCCACAUGGCCAUACAAGACCUCCUGCAUCUCUCAAGCAUGUUGUUCUCAUGCCUCUUUCCCAGAUCAAGAAAGUCCUAGACAUCAGGGAGACAGAAGAUUGCCAUAAAGCUUUUGCCUUAGUUGUGCGGCCACCUACAGAACCCAACAACAAGCUACUCAGUUUCCAGAUGACAACUGAAGAACUUCCUAAAGAAGAUUGGUUGAAAAUGCUGUGUCGGCACGUGGCUAACACUAUUUGUAAAGCAGAUGCAGAAAAUCUCAUCUAUACUGCUGAUCCUGACUCAGUUGAAGUAAAUACUAAAGAUAUGGACAGUACUUUAAGCAGAGCAUCCAGGGCAAUAAAGAAAACAUCAAAAAAGGUUACAAGAGCAUUUUCUUUCUCAAAAACACCAAAGAGAGCUCUUCGAAGGGCUUUAAUGUCUCAUAGUGCAACAGAAGGAAGAAGUCCCAGUUCAGCUAAUGAGAGUUAUAUAGGCAGCAGACUGACUAGUACGUCGUCAUUAGCGAUUGCUCGUUCAUCUUCUACGUGCAGUCUAAAUGGAUCUGUCAAAUGUGUUGUUAAUGUUCAUCGUUCCAAUUCUGUUGAUUGGAGCUCUCCAAAUUCCAGGCCUCAACCUGUGCUGUGUCCUAGCUCUUCAAAUAUUCAUCUUUCAAAUGUUGUAGAAGAAAAAACCUCUUCCAACUUGGAAAGCUUAAAUGGUGGUGCCUUGGACAGAUCAUGUCCUAUCUCUAUUAUUAUUACCACUUGUGGUGAUGCUGCAGAUAAUAACCAGUGUGGUGCUGAAAAAUUCCGUGCAUCAAAUCCUGACUGUUAAUGCCCAUCUUGCAAGAAGGUGUUCCUUCUCCUUCCUUGGUCAGUCUUACGUCGGUUUUUGAAAAAAGGAGUCACACGUUAAGUCGAUCAACAACCCACUUGAUAUGAAGCAGAUUUAAAAUACUCUGCUGUAUUGUAGUGACUGACAAGCAGCUGGCUGUUCAAAUGACCUCUUACUGACAUUAAUGGUACCUUAGUCAUUAGCACUUAGCAAUGAUUAGCAAAAUGUUAGAUAACACUAAGUUAACCACAAGAGGUUUUUAGUUGUAUUGAAGCAGAUCAGCUAAUCAGUGGAAUAAGUAACUCUGUGUUCAUUUAAGGCACAGUAUUCCCUUGCACAAAGUUACUUGCUCGCCAAUAUAAUGGAAGUAUUUUCUUCUAUGGACAUAGUCCCCUCCAGGCAAUAAACUAGUUUGUCAGAUUUUGAAAUGAAGAUGAUGUUCACGUAAGUUACCGCUAGUUUGGAUGACUCUUGUGCUUGCCGGCCUUCAUCAAUUGGCAGAGCACUCUAAUGUUUGAGUGGUUGAUUCCUUAAAUAGAGAUGCAUUAUGAAGUACCUGACCUUCCAAGUAUGACAGUUAACCUGUUGUACAGCUGCUUAUUCUAGAUAUUUUAUAAAUGUAGUUGUUUAUAAAGAAAUAGAAAUGAGCUUCUGUGAUUAUGGUUUUCUGCAGCCUCGCUGGAACACAGUGAUAUGUUAUGUGUGUUUAUUUGAAGAAUAAGUUUAAAGACUAUGACUAGCUUUGACCACCAACUAUGAUCAACUGAAUUCUUUAAAUUUCUUUGAAGUGGAAGUCUGAAGAAAAUAAUUACCCUCCCUUUUAGCAGGGCUGUUAAACAACUUCCCCCCAAACUCCACAACUUUCACAUAUUUGGUUAAUGAAUCAUUAUUUAAUGCAUGAGAUUAUUGGUGUGACAUCAUAACUUGAGGGCCCAGUUUUGGUGUGUCAAGCUCCAGGUGUAGUACUCUGAAGGCUUUUACCGGGCUUGCUGCUGUAUUUGUGUCUUCUUUCAAAACUGUAUGUUCACUUCUGACAUCUCCUCUGAACAAGUAAUAUGAUGCAAUGCUAUCUCAGGAACUGUCUAAAUAUGUAUAUUUCUGCAUUUCAUUAACAGUUUAACUGUCUGUAUUAGCAGGAGUUCUCAACUUCUGGUUUCUUUUUAACCACCACUGUCUUGUCUUAUGUCUAUAUGUAAUUAGUGAUGCUUUUGAAUGUGUCAGACUUAACUGUUUUUUAUAUCUCUUUUUGCCAAUGCAAGGAAUGUAAAUAAACUGUUAAAAAUACUCCUUGUGGCUUUUGCUAAACAGGUUUUUACAAGUGUCUACUUUGUCUUUUCACAUAAAAAGUCUUGUGUUGGGCUCUGGCCUACAAAUGUUCUCUGAUUAGCUAUAUAGCUACUCUUUGGUAGGUCUGAGUCUGCCAGAACCAAAUGUUGUUUUUCCUUAGUAUAUUUACCACUUCCCUUCUUCCCCUGGAUAUAUGUAUCUAUGGGCUUUUUGUCCUUAGCCAUUCAAAGUAAACAUCUGAGCUAGAUAUGCACUGAUACAUAAUAAAGUGGCUCUAGGAAUUAACUACUCAAUAAAUACUAUACUUAAAAAGCA
This is a messenger RNA of Columba livia (rock pigeon), 4768 nucleotides long. RefSeq names its product epithelial cell transforming 2 (gene ECT2). Gene Ontology annotation, molecular function: guanyl-nucleotide exchange factor activity; GTPase activator activity. Gene Ontology annotation, cellular component: nucleus; cell cortex. NCBI's taxonomy places the organism in Eukaryota, Metazoa, Chordata, Aves, Columbiformes, Columbidae. Bases 200 to 3166 code for a protein of 988 amino acids. The record is from RefSeq and is a predicted model, not a curated record. Gene Ontology annotation, biological process: regulation of cytokinesis, actomyosin contractile ring assembly; nervous system development; mitotic cytokinesis. The transcript has 26 exons.